AUGCAUGUUCCUACUGAGGGUACUGCUGUGUUCCUGCAAACCUAUGAGACAGAUGUAACUGUGAUGCAACUGAUGCAACCCGUGAAAAGAGAUGACCACAUCAGCAGUGCCACCACAUUUCGCGUGGUACCAAAUCAAUAUGAUCUUAUAUUGAGGUAUUAUUUUCAUUCAUAA
This is a messenger RNA of Protopolystoma xenopodis, 174 nucleotides long. The record is from the annotation of a GenBank genome assembly. NCBI's taxonomy places the organism in Eukaryota, Metazoa, Platyhelminthes, Monogenea, Polystomatidea, Polystomatidae.